Messenger RNA from Owenia fusiformis, 362 nucleotides. NCBI's taxonomy places the organism in Eukaryota, Metazoa, Annelida, Polychaeta, Sabellida, Oweniidae. The record is from the annotation of a GenBank genome assembly.
UCGAUAUUGGGCGAUUGACAAUACUAUUGGUUCGAUUAACAUCUAUAUUAAGAUGAAUGCAUCAUCCCUUCUACCUCAGGAUAUAACUGGGCCAUUAUAUGCAGCGGGUUCGAAUAGUUGGAUAUUGAUGGAUAACAUCACCAUUUCUAGCUAUACAAAUACAGGUGACGAGUCUUGUCGUAAGCUCAAUCUAUCUGGCAUGACGAGUGAUUCGUUUAAUGGUCUUUAUGAGAAUAAGGACCAAAAGGUUGGGAACAGACCGAGCUACAAACACUUUAAUGAGUCUUACAAGCUGUACUAUAGAGAAGAGUAUGGGCAAUGGGUAAUCGGGCAUGACACCAUUCAAUCUACCUUUUACGCUU